AUGGAACACACAACUACUGCUCAGCAGCAAUUUGAAAAUUCAUAUUCUUCCAUUGCCGUUGCUUUAAAGGUGAAAAGGGCUCAUCCUUUGCAGGUUUGGGCAGCUAGUUUUGCUAUUGCUAUACUGAAGCAACAAGGUUUGGGUAGCUGGCUUUCCAACAGCUGGUUUUCCAACAAGAUAUUUGAGAAGAACCCUACUGAGUUCAAGAAUUAUGGUAUAAGGCUCCGCUACCAAAGCCAUACUGGUUAUCUUAACAUGUACAUGGAAUACCGUGACACUAUUCUAAACGGAGUUGUUGAACAGAAGUAUACUGAGAUGGCUUCUCGCCACAGAGUCUGGUUCCCAUGUAUCCAGAUUAUCAAGACUGCAACUAUGCAAGAGAGAUAG
Molecule: messenger RNA, 387 nt
Organism: Gossypium arboreum
Lineage: Eukaryota; Viridiplantae; Streptophyta; Magnoliopsida; Malvales; Malvaceae
Product: 60S ribosomal protein L18a-like
Exons: 3
Coding region: 1-387 (128 amino acids)
Biological process (GO): translation
Cellular component (GO): cytosolic large ribosomal subunit; ribosome
Molecular function (GO): structural constituent of ribosome
Source: RefSeq, a predicted model, not a curated record